Molecule: messenger RNA, 460 nt
Organism: Rhineura floridana
Lineage: Eukaryota; Metazoa; Chordata; Lepidosauria; Squamata; Rhineuridae
Product: histone-arginine methyltransferase METTL23-like
Exons: 1
Coding region: 68-460 (130 amino acids)
Cellular component (GO): cytoplasm; nucleus
Source: RefSeq, a predicted model, not a curated record
AGAGAGAGAUCAGCUGAAACAAGAACUGGUGGAAGUUAUUCCUGAGGUCCUUGAUCCCCAAUAUGGCAUGUAUGUUUGGCCCUGUGUGGUGGUUCUAGCCCAGUAUGUCUGGUUUCAUAGACUAGUUUGUGGCAAGAGAAUUUUGGAGAUUGGAGCAGGCGUAAGUCUUCUUGGGAUAGCUGCAGCAAAAUGUGGAGCAGAACUACUACUGUCAGAUAAUGCUGAGUCCCCUCAGUGUUUGAAGAACUGUCGAAGAAGCUGCCAGAUGAAUAACCUCUCAAGUGUGUAUGUCACAGGACUCACCUGGGGUCAUAUCUCACCCAGUCUGUUGGCCUUGCCUCCAGUGGACAUUAUUUUGGGAUCCAAUGUGUUUUUUGAACCAGAAGAGGCUGUGGCUGAUUUUACAAGACAAACAUAUCUCGGAAAUGUGGUUCUCCAUGCAAAUUAUGGGCACCAAUAG